Molecule: messenger RNA, 603 nt
Organism: Suillus plorans
Lineage: Eukaryota; Fungi; Basidiomycota; Agaricomycetes; Boletales; Suillaceae
Exons: 1
Source: RefSeq, a predicted model, not a curated record
UUAUGGAACGUGAACAACAACGCAGAGAAACAGCGUUGGGCAGACAGACAAGAUCGCCUGCGCGAAGCCCGUCAGCAAGCAGAGGAGGAUGAGCUCCAAAGACAACAAGACCGCAGAGACGAGGAAGAAGCGGCACGGCUAGAGGAGAGAAAGAAGAAUAAAAACAAGUACGCACCCAUCAAGCGCGGAAAAGUUCCUUCGGACCCCACUAUCCUUCCAGCGCAGUAUGCGACUCGGAAACUCAAAGCAGGCGACUACUGUGAAUUACAUUAUUUCACUAACAAGGGCUUAGAUGAUGCCAGAGUAUCAACAUCCAUCGCCGAACCAGAAGCGCUGGUAAUGUUACCCGCUGCGGAUGGAAUCCAUUCCUGGGUCCCCGCAGCGGCGGUCAAAGACCCGAAAGCAGCACCUGUAGUCAAAGACGAGAAUCUUACCUGGGAAGAGUUCAAUGAAGCUGCACCGCGCAUGAUCCUUUCCAUGAAGAUGCACGACUGGCCGGAUGACCGGGUGGACAUGCAUGUUCAAUUCUGGACAGCGCUACAGUCUCAUCGCUGGCGCCAUACACCCGACCCCCUCAAACAAAGAGCAUUGUUACUAUACCAA